Molecule: messenger RNA, 1797 nt
Organism: Neltuma alba
Lineage: Eukaryota; Viridiplantae; Streptophyta; Magnoliopsida; Fabales; Fabaceae
Product: calcium/calmodulin-regulated receptor-like kinase 1
Exons: 8
Coding region: 368-1627 (419 amino acids)
Biological process (GO): protein phosphorylation
Molecular function (GO): protein kinase activity; ATP binding
Source: RefSeq, a predicted model, not a curated record
UCUGUGGAGAGUAUUAACUGUAUUACCAGAUUUAUUUAUUUUCUCUUUCUUUCGUACGGUUCAAUGUUAAUUGAUGCUGCAUUUCAAAGCUCAAGGCUCAAGCCUACUGUGUUGCUUUCUUCCUUCUUUCCAUUUGAUUCUUUUCUCUCUAGUUGGUUCUUGGAAUCUCAUUCAAAAGUGUUGGAUUCCUUCUCACUGGCACUCCUACGCUUCAGGUUCUGAGCUUCAAUCCCAUGUGGCCAACCUCGCAGAACACUUUAACUGCUUCAACUUUUUUUUAUCUCUUGGAUUAACUGGUGUGUGAAUGGAUGGGAUUAUCGAUAAGGAAUAAGCAGUCAAAUCAAAAGCAAAACGCGAGAAAGAGGAGAUGAGGGAGGAAUCAACCGGACUGAUCAUUGGGAUUUCUAUUGGCGUAGUUAUUGGUGUCGUUUUGGCUAUUUCUGCACUUUUCUGUGUCAGAUACCAUAGGAAGCGAUCGCAGAUUGGGAGUAGCAGUUCACGGAGGGCGGCUACGAUACCCAUCCGUACAAAUGGAGCUGAUUCUUGUACCGUUCUAUCGGACUCAACCUUAGGCCCAGAAUCUCCUGUUAAGUCGGGACGAAAUGGCAUGUCCUUCUGGUUUGAUGGCUUCAAGAGAAACAACGUCGUUUCAGCUUCUGGAAUACCAGAGUAUCCUUACAAGGAUUUGCAGAAGGCGACCUGUAAUUUUACAACACUUAUAGGACAAGGUGCAUUUGGUCCCGUUUAUAAAGCUCACAUGUCCACUGGCGAGACCGUUGCAGUUAAAGUUCUUGCAACUAAUUCUAAGCAAGGAGAACGAGAAUUCCAUACAGAGGUUAUGUUGUUGGGAAGGCUGCAUCAUAGGAACCUUGUUAAUUUGGUUGGAUAUUGCGCAGAGAAGGGACAACAUAUGCUUGUAUAUGUCUAUAUGAGCAAAGGCAGCUUGGCUUCCCACCUGUACAGUAAGGAGAACGGAGCAAUGAGCUGGGAUUUGAGAGUUCACAUUGCUCUAGAUAUAGCGAGAGGCUUGGAGUAUCUUCAUGAUGGGGCAGUUCCUCCGGUAAUCCACCGAGAUAUCAAGUCCUCAAACAUUUUGCUAGACCAGUCCAUGAGAGCCAGGGUUGCUGAUUUUGGACUCUCAAGAGAAGAGAAGGUGGACAAGCACGCAGCCAUCCGGGGCACUUUUGGGUAUCUAGACCCAGAGUACAUAUCCUCAGGAACAUUCACCAAGAAAAGUGACGUGUACAGUUAUGGAGUUUUGCUUUUUGAACUCAUAGCAGCCAGAAAUCCUCAACAAGGUCUUAUGGAAUUAGUUGAGCUAGCUUCAAUGAACAGUGAGGGGAAAAUGGGGUGGGAGGAGAUAGUGGACUCUGCAUUAGAAGGGGAAUAUGAUGCAGAGGAGCUGAAUGAAGUAGCAGGGCUCGCAUACAAAUGCAUAAACCGGGCACCAAGGAAGCGACCUUCCAUGAGAGACGUGGUUCAAGUACUCACGAGGAUCCUUAAAACCAGAAACUCUAAAAACCGUCGCAGGGCAGAUGAAGUGUGCAUUGAUGUGGAUCAGGCUGAAGCAAGGAUUCAUCGCAGAGAAGAAUCUAUGGACAGUGCAGCUGACACCUAUGAAGUGUAGAAUAACAUUGCUCUUAACUUCUUCUCAGUUUUGGGUUUUUCUGUUAUAUAUAUAAUGUCCUAGGUGAGUCUGAUUUUGGUUUUCCAUGAGAGUCUUGAUAAUGCCUGGCAUUAUCAUCUGCAAUUUCCUGUUUGUAACAUGUUUCUUUUUUGUGAAUUUUGUUUCUUUUA